UGUUCUAGGCUUGGGCACCCUGUGGUGCUCGUCAGCGAUCAGAUCAGCGGAUGAUCCCAAAUAAAAAGCAAGAUGGCAGCAGAAGGGAUGUCAAUGACUAUUUUCGUUUUUCUUUAUGUUUUAACUCUACGGAUAUUCAAUAAAAUGCUGUCAAAGGCAGCCGUUAUGAUCAUUAGAAUUUUGAAUAAAAGUGACCCGAAAGAAGAUGAAUCAGUUGCUCAAAUGAAGAAACUCAUAGCAGAACAACAACUUAUCAGUGCACAGGAUGAAUUUGCUAAAUAUGCUAGACUUCAGAGGAAGAUAGACAAACUGAAAGAUGAAGUUAAUUCAUUUGGUUCAGAAAGAAGAAAGGCUGAAGGAAAACAUAAGCUAAUAUCAAAAGUAUUAAUUAUGAUGUCAAUUUUUGCAAUCCACAUCACCUUCCUGAUAAUGUACAGGAAAGAUCCCGUAAUCAUCCUGCCACACCAGUGGUUCUAUCCCUUCACUUUUAUCCUUUCAUUACCUACUGGUAUUUCAGGUGCAAUUGGGCUUCCAUGCUGGAUGUUAACAUGUAACAAAAUUAUAGAAAAGAUUAUUUGAUAAAAUGAACUGACCAAAAUAAGAUGACAGUAAGUUUGGUAGAGGGGAUGUAUGGUUAGUAUACCUAUCUGCUACACCAACCAGUAGAAGUACUUGGGCAUAAUGUAUAUUUAUUUUGUUGCACACAACACAUAAAUAAUUAUAUUUUGAUAUCCAUAUCUUUUCAUGUAUAAAUUAAGAAUGGUGUUCUGCRUAAAAUAAUAAAUAUUUCUACUCUGAUA
Molecule: messenger RNA, 800 nt
Organism: Actinia tenebrosa (Australian red waratah sea anemone)
Lineage: Eukaryota; Metazoa; Cnidaria; Anthozoa; Actiniaria; Actiniidae
Product: guided entry of tail-anchored proteins factor 1
Biological process (GO): tail-anchored membrane protein insertion into ER membrane
Cellular component (GO): GET complex
Molecular function (GO): protein-membrane adaptor activity
Source: RefSeq, a predicted model, not a curated record